ACGCAUAUUGCACGUAAAAGAGUAUUGAACUAAUAUUUCUAUAAAACAAAAUGGAGGCUAUGGAAGUUGGUGAAGAAUGUGUUUCUACAGAAUCGCUUACAUCCUGGUUUGACUAUCUCGCGUUGGAAUCUUUUCUUGGAUCUGGAUCGUUCGGUUAUGUCUUCAAGGCGGUCAGCGGACAGGUCAAUCUUUCCGCAGUGAAAGUCAUAUUUAUCGACGAGCUUAGAAACCAGCCGGACGACCAAGACGAGAAACAUCGCGUCUCCCGAGAAUACAAACUAAUGAGGGGAAAGAAACACGACAAUUUGGUCGCAAUACUAAAAGCAACCGACACACCAUUUACUAAAGAAGACGUCAAGGUCCUUCAAAAUAUUCAAUGUCUUCAGAACAAUGAUGACGUACUGGAACAACUUUAUGCUUUAUCUUUUCGAGCACAAAAAAGAACACGAAUUCCCACCAUCUGUCUCCAAAUGGAGUUAUGCGGUAACACGUUGCGUGCCUGGUUGAACAGAAAUAAUGAGAUGGACAACCCUGACUUACACCCAGUUCGCCGGCGUAUAGUUAAAGACAUGUACGAAGGGCUAAAGUAUCUUCACAGCAAUAACAUCAUGCAUCGGGACUUUCGCCCAGAAAAUAUUAUGUUUUCAUUCUCAACAUCGGGGGAAGAGUUCGCAUUUCCAGUAAAAGUGGGUGAUUUUGGAUUGUGUCGGCAGAUCCAUGGGGGGCACACUAAAACUAAAACCCUGACCGCUGGUGUAGGGAAUGCCACGUAUCAGGCCCCAGAAACGAAAUCAUCGAAAUAUGGAAUUCCCGCGGAUUUGUAUUCCUUUGGAUUGGUGUCAUGGGAAGUUUUCCAGAUAAUUAAGCAGAAAGAUACGAUUUCAAUGUUCGACAAGUUAGUUAAUGAUGAUGAAAUAAGCCUGGUUGAACAGAAGGACUGGUGGCUUCGGUACUGGGGAGUCUUGAUUUUGUGUCUUACGCAAAGACACGUCGAAUAUAGAUUGACGGGACAUCACGAAAUAUUGCUGAUCGACCCUUUUAAAUCUGAGUUUACUGUAUACAGUAAACUCAGAUUUAAAAGGAUUCUAUAUAAUCACAUGCGCAAUAGCGUUCUUUCACCCUUGAACCAGGCGAUACUGUGAAUAUUAAUAUUAAAGAUGCCACAAACAAAUCUUACGAGUUUAAAGCGGAUAAUAUUACUUUUAAUGGGGCUAAUCCUUCCAUCCAUCAACAGAUUAUAAUGAACAUUACAGGAAACUUCUGUACAAUUAAAGAUUUGAGCUUGGAGUCUUUACACAUAUAUGGUAGUAAUAACAGUAUCAGUAACGUAAUUUGUAACCAUGUGAAUAUUGUGGGAGAAGGGAAUCAAUUGAGUAACGUUCGUACCUUACACAUCUAUGAGGGUAAAUUCGGAAUUGCUUUAUUUGGUAAAAAUAAUGUUUUACAAUCGUUCAAAUGUUGCCCUAUCCCUCUUAAAAGUACUGAAGAUCGUGUAUUUUGCACUUAUUCAACGCAUGAUAACAAUGUGGCUUUUUUGCAAUCAUAUAUCCACAUAUGCAUUUAUGUGACAGAUUUCAGCGAAUCAUGUACACUUGAAAAUGGUAUUGUACGAAAUGCCUUAAUUAAGGGAAGAGGACAUGUUUUGAAGAACAUUAAGUGCAUAAAUUCUAUUGAGAUUAAUAGGAAAGACCAUAGAACAAUUGAUGUAGAUGCUGUCAAAUUCAUUGAUUUGUCUACAAACCCGUUUCGACACUGAUACCUUUGAAAGCGUGAAACUCCACGAUACGGAGGAUUCACCCCCUGGUUAUAUACGUUUGUAACUGCUUAUUUUUUUCAAAAUUCAUUAAAAGGUCACGAAACAACUUUCGAUUUUCCACUCAAUUUAAAUUCUUAUAAUAGCCACACAUUCCCCCAACUUGUUUUGAUUUGUAAAAUGUUUUGAAAUUAUUCGAAGUUUUUAAUUUUUAUAACCAUGCAAAUUAUUUUACUGUGUAUUAAUUUUUGAAAAUAUGAAAAUGGUAUUAAUUUAUACA
Molecule: messenger RNA, 2033 nt
Organism: Folsomia candida
Lineage: Eukaryota; Metazoa; Arthropoda; Collembola; Entomobryomorpha; Isotomidae
Product: cyclin-dependent kinase-like 1
Exons: 2
Coding region: 51-1142 (363 amino acids)
Biological process (GO): protein phosphorylation
Molecular function (GO): protein kinase activity; ATP binding
Source: RefSeq, a predicted model, not a curated record